GUUGAUACGUAAAACAAAUAUUCAGAAUAUUAUAUAUUAUUCAACCAUUUUGGGUACAUUCAUCUUUGGUAUAAUAAACAUGCUUUAUUACCGAUUAAGAUACUGGUAUGAUAGUUCUUUAUGGGUGAUGCCUUAUGCACCUACUAUGCCUUGGUUCGAUUACUCUUCUUCGCCAAUAUAUGAAUAUGGCGCACUUUUCCAAUGCUUCAGUAUGUUAAUCUAUGCUAUUCAGAUUGGAAAUUCAUUUUCUACAAUGAUUGGUCUUUUGGCUCACAUUAGCAUACAAAUGGAUAUUUUGAGCAAUGUUUUUAGGUAUCUUAAAAUUAGAGCUGAGAAAUUGCAAAAAUUGGACAUUGAUAAGAGCAAACCGUUUGAGCAUUACGUGGACAUCCUUUUCCGAGAGAAUAUAAAUCAUCAUUUGAAAAUAUUCGAGUUAGCCGAUGAGAUAGAGAAAUUUUACAGUGUUAUUAUUCUUAUUUUAAUGAUGUCCUUUAUUAUAAUUCUGUGUUUCGUUCUCUACUGCUGUCUUGUGUUUCCCAUUUUUAGCAUAUUUUUCAUGCAGAACGCCACCUACAGCUGCAUUAUCUUAUGUCACAUAGCUAUGUAUUGUUAUUGGGGUAAUGAGGUGAGUGAUGCAUCUUUGGGCGUUGCGCAAGCUGCAGCAGAAGUCGAUUGGGUCGAUCUCCCGGGAAAUAUCUCUAAAUCUUUAAUCAUGGUCAUUCUCCGUGCCCAAAAACCUCUACAUAUAACUGCUGGGAAGUUAUUUCCUCUCAGUAUGACCACAUUCAUGAGUAUUAUGAGAAGAACUUUUUCGUUUUUAAUGUUGUUAAAACAAUCUCAAGAAUUAUCUAAUUGA
Molecule: messenger RNA, 856 nt
Organism: Nicrophorus vespilloides
Lineage: Eukaryota; Metazoa; Arthropoda; Insecta; Coleoptera; Silphidae
Product: odorant receptor Or2-like
Exons: 5
Coding region: 80-856 (258 amino acids)
Biological process (GO): sensory perception of smell; detection of chemical stimulus involved in sensory perception of smell
Cellular component (GO): plasma membrane
Molecular function (GO): odorant binding; olfactory receptor activity
Source: RefSeq, a predicted model, not a curated record